Teleopsis dalmanni is the source of this 743-nucleotide messenger RNA. RefSeq lists its product as uncharacterized. Bases 42 to 392 code for a protein of 116 amino acids. The record is from RefSeq and is a predicted model, not a curated record. NCBI's taxonomy places the organism in Eukaryota, Metazoa, Arthropoda, Insecta, Diptera, Diopsidae. The transcript is spliced from 2 exons.
UCUAUUUGAAAUGCUAUAAAUAUGUCAAUAAACCGUCAACUAUGAAAAAUAAGCUAUACCCGUAUAUGUAUCGCAGAGAUAAGUCAUUAGAAGCUGCAAGGAGAGUUAUGGUUCCAGUAAAUUCUCCUAUCGUAGUCGGUGAGAGUAAUAACGAAAAAAAUAAGUGUAGCGGAAAGGAAAGUCAAGAAAUACAAAAAGAUAAUGCCAAAGAAGUCGUUGUGCCUUUAGCCAGUCAAAAUAAGCAAGAAGAAUUAAGAUCAAAAAUAUCAAGAGAGGUAAAAAGAAUUAAUGAAUCUGCUGUGAAGAAGCCAUCGAUAUUCAAGCCGAAAAGAUAUCCGGUAAUGUACAAAGGAAGAAAGCCAAUCAAGGACACUAUAAUCCAGCUUGAAUAAGAAAGCCCAUCUUAAACAAAAAUAGUGUACAAGGUCUAUCAAUACUUUCACUAAAACAAUUCAUCUUUAAAUAUCUGCUGACAUUUUUCAACUUAAAAUUGUUAUUACUCCGUAAAUCUAAUUAAUCAGAUUAAAAAAUGUGUAGGUUUAAUAGAACAAGUAUUAAAAGGAGUCUAUCACUCAAGUAUUAAGACGUAUAUCUUCAACAAACCCAAAUUUGACUGCAGUUGUAUACAAACGAGGUUUGCAACAUAUCGAGUAUAUUAAAACAGUGUAACAUUACAUUGAGUAAUAAAGCAAACAUCAUCAAAAUAUUAUAGGUAUAUAAUAAAUAUCAAGCUUUAAAAAUCA